Cyclopterus lumpus (lumpfish) is the source of this 1863-nucleotide messenger RNA. RefSeq names its product kelch repeat and BTB (POZ) domain containing 12 (gene kbtbd12). Bases 1 to 1863 code for a protein of 620 amino acids. Lineage: Eukaryota; Metazoa; Chordata; Actinopteri; Perciformes; Cyclopteridae. The record is from RefSeq and is a predicted model, not a curated record. Gene Ontology annotation, molecular function: protein binding. The transcript is spliced from 5 exons.
AUGGAUUUUACGGCCAAACAUGGACUGGUGCUGCUCGACCAGCUGAGGAAGAUGAGGGAGGGUGAGCAUCUGACAGAUGUGGUGCUGGUUGCUGAGGGCAUCAGCUUUCCAUGUCAUCGGGUCGUUCUGUCUGCCUUCAGCCCAUACUUCCGUGUAAUGUUCACAUGCGGCUUGCGCGAGUGCAACAAUAGAGAAAUAUUCCUGCAUGACACCCCUGCAGACAGUCUGGCCCUCCUCUUGAACUACAUGUACUGCUCCGAUCUUCCUCUCACCAACGCCAAUGUACAAGGCAUCUCUAUUGCAGCUUUUCUCCUGCAGAUGGAUGACGUCUUCACUCGCUGCCAGCAGCACAUGACCGAGAACAUGGACGCCUCCAACUGCCUUGGUGUGUAUUACUUUGCCCGUGACCUUGGUGCAGAAGAACUGGCAGAUCAUGCUCAUCGCUUCCUGCGUCAGCACUUUGUCCAAGUCUGCCAAAAUGAGGAGGUCCUGGAGCUGGAGGCCCAUCAGCUGGGAAAGCUCCUGACUUCUGAUGACCUCAAUGUUUCACAAGAAGAGACCAUCCUGGAUGUUGUCCUACGCUGGGUCAAAGACAGCACUCUGGUGGAUGGAGAGGUCCGUAUUCUGCACCUUCCAGAGCUCCUGAGGAAGGUCCGUCUACCACUGAUAAAUGCUGAGUAUUUAAGAGAGGCAAUGAAGAGAAACACGGCUCUCCUGGCAGAUGCUGAAUGUCUCGAGAUUCUCAAUCAAGCCCUGGAGGUCACAGCGAUGCAUCCCUCAGCUGCACCACGCAAACUAAAGCUGCGGUACGGCAUGGAGACCACAGAUCUGCUGCUCUGUGUUGGAAAUGACGGUGACGGGAUCAGGUCAAGAUAUGGCAACUUUACUGAGCGCAGCUUUUGCUAUGCCCCAUCUACAGGCCGAAUCUACUACGUUACUUCACCUCGCUAUGCCGAGGCUCUGGGUUACGUGUGUGCCGGGGUUGUAACUGAAAGAAAUGACAUUAUAGUGGCAGGAGAGGUAGGUGCACGAAGAAUGGCCCGACAGAAGGACAUGCACGUUGAGAUUUACAGGUACAAAGUAGAGGCCCAAGGAAGCUGGGAGUGCCUGACGUCAGCUGAGUACCGCGAUUCAUACGCUCUGGGAUCACUGGGUGACACUCUGUACCUGCUGGGUGGGCAGAUGAAGCUGAAGAACCAGUUUCUCAUCACUAACUGUGUGGAGCGAUGGUCUCUGCAAGGAGGACCCUGGCGCAGUGCAGCACCCCUGCCUAUCCCUUUAGCCUAUCACAGCGUGGUCAGGAUGAAAGAUCGUCUUUAUGUGAUGGGUGGUCGCACCCCACAGUCAUAUCGGACAGACGAUGAGCCCGACCGACUUAGUAACCGCCUCCUGGAGUACGAUCCAAACACAAACAAGUGGACAGGGCUAGGUCCCAUGAAGUACUCAAAGUACCGCAGCAGUGUUGUUGUACUCAAUGGCGAAAUUUUUGUGAUGGGGGGUAUCGGAUGCGAGGGUGUGGAUCGUGGACAAUCCCGCCGCUGCCUCGAUGCCGUAGAGAUCUACAACCCAGAUGAAGAUUGUUGGAGGGAUGGACCUCCUCUCCCAUCUGCACAACUCUCACUGCGCACCAAUGCCUCAAACGCAGGAGUGGUGGGAGGCAAAAUCUAUGUAUGUGGAUACUACAAAGGAGCAGAUCGUCAUGAUAAUAUAACAAAAGAUAUUCUGGAGCUGGACCCACAGGAGAACCGGUGGACUGUGAUGGCUCGGCAUGCUCUGAUGCAUGACAACUAUGACGUCUGUUUAGUGGCAAAUCUCAACCCAAGGGGACUCAUGUCCCCACCUGCAGACUUGGUUAACCAGUGA